AUGGACGGCCACCUGUACGACUUGAAGAUGGCCGAGGCGAGCUCCUCCUGCCUGCUCACCGACCUGAAUGGUGCUCCGCUCUCGCCCGGCCUCUGCGCCCGGGCGCUGGGCCGCGAUGGCGAGGGCGUGGCCUGUGAGAUCGUGCCUGGCACCGAGCUCAGGCAGGCUGGCUCGCACAGUGCGCUCCUGCGCGACGCUGGCGACGCUGCGGCGCCGUCCUCCUCCCUCGUCUUCCUCAAAAAGGUUACUGCGAGCUUUGUCGCGCACAAGCCGUGGAACGACCGGCGGAGGGUGCUUCUCUACAUCCGGAACGAGCAGCGCUUCUACGCGGAGUUUGCGGACGAGCUGCGCGCGCGCAGAGUCGGCAUCCCCGCCGCGAGGCUGCACGUGGCCGCGGGGCUGGACGGCAUCGAGGAGCUCGAGGACGAGCCUCCGGCGGCGAGGCUCGAAGGCGCAGGCGCGAUGCUCUUCAUCGAGCCGCUCGCCGACGGCCGCUUCGAGCAGCUCUCGCCGCUCUCGCCGCGGCAGGCGCGCCACGUCCUCGCCGCCGCCGCCAGGCUGCACGCGGCGGCGUGGGAGGCGAGGGCCGUGCUGCAGCGCGGCGCUAUGCGGCUGCAGCGGCACGGCGGCUCGUUUGCGCUGGCGGCACGCAACCCGAAGGAGCUGCAGGGCCUACCCGCGUCGUGGGAGCGCUUCGUGGCCGCCUUCACGCCCGCGGCGCCACCCGGCUUCUUCGCGAGGCCACAGAUCGCCUCGCUCGGGCGGCGGCUCGCCGCGGCGGCGGUGUGGGUCGCUGCGCGCCUCUCUCCGAGCCCGCUCGACGCGCACGCGACGCUGGUGCACGGGGACCUCAAGGCGAUGAACGUCUUUCUGCCCACCGGCGAGGGAGGGGAGGCCGUCCUGAUCGACUUUGCCUCGACCGGGGUCGGCUUUGGCGUGGCGGACGUGGCGCUCCACCUCGUGCACGCGCUCUCGCCCGCCGACCUCGACGGCGGCGGCGAGGAGGCGCUCCUCGACUCUUACCUCGACGCGCUCGCCGCGGCGCGGGGUGGCGCGGCCGACGCGGCGCCGUACCCGCGCUCGCUCGCGCUGCGCCACUACCAGCUUGCGACAAUCGACUAUGGCCGCUUCAUGGUUGGCCGGUUCUGGGGUAGCGCGUCGCCCGCCAGCUUUGCGGCCAAGGCGGGCAACGAGAACAUCGCCCUGCCGAACCGCGACCUCGGCUCCGCGCUGCGCUUCGUGGAGCGCCUCUCCGCGUGCCUCGCGGCGCUCGAGCCCGAGAUAUCUUGA
Messenger RNA from Emiliania huxleyi CCMP1516, 1290 nucleotides. RefSeq lists its product as hypothetical. The transcript has a single exon. NCBI's taxonomy places the organism in Eukaryota, Haptophyta, Isochrysidales, Noelaerhabdaceae. The record is from RefSeq and is a predicted model, not a curated record. Bases 1 to 1290 code for a protein of 429 amino acids.